Messenger RNA from Musa acuminata AAA Group (dessert banana), 1126 nucleotides. RefSeq names its product dof zinc finger protein DOF3.2. Gene Ontology annotation, biological process: regulation of DNA-templated transcription. NCBI's taxonomy places the organism in Eukaryota, Viridiplantae, Streptophyta, Magnoliopsida, Zingiberales, Musaceae. The record is from RefSeq and is a predicted model, not a curated record. The coding region runs from base 119 to 1069 and encodes 316 amino acids. The transcript has 2 exons. Gene Ontology annotation, molecular function: DNA-binding transcription factor activity; DNA binding.
CCCCCCUCACCACACCUUCUUUACCGGCGGAGUCCCCGAAUUUGCCCUGCUGUUUUGGAUUACAACGGAUCUCCCUCUCGUUUCACUUCGAUCGGCUUAGAAUGAUUUGCGGUUGAUCAUGCUGGAUCAGAUCAGAUAUAUGUUGUUCCUGAUCUUUUUUCAUGCAUGUCUUUCCCGGUUUAGCUGCUGCACAGUCUCACCGUCGUAUGCCAUGGCUAGCCAUCAGCUGGAAGGAUUAUUGUCAUGCCCCAAGAACCAGCAGCAGCAGGAAAGGAAGCCAAGGCCUCACCCGGAACAGGCCCUCAAGUGCCCAAGGUGUGCCUCCACCAACACCAAGUUCUGCUACUACAACAAUUACAGCCUCUCCCAGCCCAGAUACUUCUGCAAGGGUUGCAGGAGGUACUGGACUCAAGGAGGCUCUCUCAGGAAUGUCCCUGUGGGAGGUGGCUGCAGGAAGAACAAAAGAUCAUUCUCUUCCUCCUCUUCCAGAAAGGCACAGGACCAAGAUCUCAUCACUGCCACCAACUCCUUCAAUCCACUCCCCUCCCCUACCUUCAUCCCUCCACUCUCCAGUGACCUCACCUUAGCCUUCGCUGGCCUCCACAAGCAACCACCCAACCAUGGCCACAGCCUUCUCCUAGGGCAUCCUAACAAUGAGUCCCUCCCUGCUGUCACAACAAACCAUGGCUUUCUUGACAUUCUAAGGAGCGACUCCAUUGACAGUAUCAACCCAAGUGGCUUAGACAACUACCUCUACUAUGGAUUUGGUGUCAGUGGGAAUGUGGAGGUGGGAGGUGGUGCCAAUGGAGAAGAUGAUGGGUUUCUGUCCUUCCAUGGGGGACUGGGUGGUGCAACAGCAACAGCAGCAGCCAGCCAAGGUUCAUGCAAGGACAUGGAUGAAGGGGAGACCAAAGUGUUGAUGGGUGGUGAUGGGAACUUGGCUGUGGACUCUGGAAGAGAGUGGACUGCUAUGGGUUCUUCCUGGCAUGGACUCAUCAACAGCUCCUUGAUGUCAGGAGCAGGAAUAGAUGUGUCCUCUACCCUCGGAGAUGCCCAUGCCUUCUUCUAAAAUCCCUACAUUCUCAGUUCUUUCAUUGCAUAUUUUUGGCUUUUCUUUCUUUCCUUC